GCGUGACGUCAUUUAUGGGCGGCCCCUUGAGUCUGUUCCUAUGAGCCUCACUGCAGACUCUGAACCCUAAGGACCCUGCGCGUGACGUCACCGUCACCUGACCGCCCGUGAUCUCCGCAGGCUCCGGUGUGGAGCGACGGGAAGUCGAGCACCAUGGAUCGCCAUGAAGUAACCGAGUUCGUCCCCACCAACAUCGUGGCGGCAAAGGCAGCAGAGGUUCGCUCAUCCAGCGUCAACUGGCAGUCUUACCUGCAGAGUCAGAUGAUCUCCCAGGAUGACUGCGAGUUCAUCAAGCGAUUCGAGCGGAUGCCCACCGCCCAGCGGCAGCACAUUCUGGAGACGGAGGGCAUACAGACAGCCAAGACGUUCCUGAAUCUGAUGUCGCAAAUCUCGCGUGAGCAAACGGUGCAGCUGCUGCUCACCAUGGUGGACGACAUGCUGCAGGAGGACCAUAGCCGCGUGUCCAUCUUCUUUGACCACGCCAGGCGUAACAAGUCCUCGGCCUGGUCCUACUUCCUCCCCAUGCUCAACCGCCAGGACCAGUUCACCGUUCACCAGGCUGCGCGGAUCAUUGCGAAGCUGGCAGCAUGGGGCAAGGAGCUGAUGGAGGGGAGUGACCUGACCUACUACUUCAACUGGCUCAAGACACAGCUUGGCUCACAGAAAAAUCGCCCAGGUGGACAAGACGGUGGCCAUGUCUCACCGACCGAGAACUCGCAGUACCUGCAGUGCUCGGCCGGAUGCCUGCAGCUCAUGCUCAGGGUGAACGAGUAUCGCUUCGCCUGGGUGGAGAUGGACGGCGUCAGCUGUGUAAUGUCGGUCCUGCACACCAAGUGUGGGUUCCAGCUGCAGUACCAGAUGAUCUUCUGUCUCUGGCUGCUCACGUUCAGCCCGCAGAUGUGCGAGAGCAUCCGUCGCUAUAACAUGGUCACCACGCUGUCCGACAUUCUGCAAGAGUCAGUCAAGGAGAAGGUCACCCGCAUCAUCCUUGCCACCUUCCGUAAUCUGCUGGAGAAGAGUGUGGAGCGUGAGAGUCGGCAGGAGUAUGCUCUCGCCAUGAUCCAGGGAAAGGUGCUGAAGCAGCUGGAGAACCUGGAGCAGCAGAAAUACGACGAUGAGGAUAUCUCGGAAGAUAUCCGCUUUCUGCUCGACAAACUCGGAGAGAGCGUGCAGGACCUUAGUUCAUUUGACGAGUACAGCUCGGAGCUGAAGUCUGGCCGGCUGGAGUGGAGCCCCGUGCACAAGUCGGAGAAGUUCUGGCGUGAAAACGCGGCACGACUCAACGAGAAGAACUGCGAGUUGCUCAAGAUUCUUACACGUCUGCUCGAGCGCUCCGAGGAGCCUCAGAUCCUGGCCGUGGCAGCGCACGACGUGGGGGAGUACGUGCGGCACUAUCCCCGUGGAAAACGAAUUAUAGAGCAGCUGGGUGGUAAGACCCUGGUGAUGAACCACAUGCACCACGAGGACCAGCAUGUGCGCUACAACGCCCUGCUCGCCGUGCAGAAGCUCAUGGUUCACAACUGGGAAUAUCUCGGAAAGCAGCUCAAGUCCGAGGAGGCGACUGGACAGACCAGAGGAUAAAUGACAGCACAACUGUGCACCUAACACUCCACAAAUCCAGCAGGCAUACUCAUUCACUCAACUGUAGGCAGAUGCGCACACACAAAAACACACAUGCACAUACACACAAGACAGUUUUUUUUAUUUUUGGCCUGGAUAGGCUUGUUGAUAAGCAGUUAUUAAGGUGAGGAUGGCACAUGAAUGAGUAGGUGGUGAAGGCUGGUAAAAUUACCCCCUGGCCGCCUUUGUUUUUCCUGUGCUGAUAUUCAUGACCGCACUGCCACCACACCAGGUACUGUAUAGGAGGGGUUGAUGUGGAGGCCCAGGCUAGGUGGUGAUGGUAACACGGUUUGGCACUGACUGCAGACCAUCAUGUCACUACUGCAGACCAUCAUGUCACUACUGCACAACACACACCCAUAAGGCACAAAUAUGUACAACAUCAAUAAUCAACUCGGACACAAGUACACACACAGGCAGACAUGCAGCCCAUAGAGACACUCUGACAUGCUUACCCAUACAACACAAGUAAAAAUGCAUUUCGUUUUAUGUUGAGCUAUUGCUAAUAUUCCAAUAUAAUUAUCGAAUGUAUGUGUUAAUGAUUCAGUCUUUUUGGACAUUCUUGGAUAUCUACUGACCAUAACAUCAGGGUGUCCUUCUUACCAUUGCUUCAUUCGGCUAAACCUGACUGAAGAUAUUUAGUCAAGCUGAAACCUGUUUUUAUUUUGCUGUGUUUUAGUGGUAUGUGGAGCAAUUUAUGAUUUGGUUCAAUCGACCUGCCUGCAGCUCAUUUGCAAAGGAACCCUUUCAUUGUUUUAAGUUCACUAAUGGUGCGUAAAUCAUUCUCACAAAGGAAUUUAGUGUUGUCUUGUACAUCUUAUACUUGUGCAAUUAUGGGAUCAUUCACAUCAGAUACCUCUUUUUUUCUCUCUGUACAACUGAGCCGCACCAGGGCUGUGCCAAGCCAGCCCGGCACGACUUGGGAGAGGCAAGAAUUUUCCACUGCGGAACCAGAGCCGUGAUGCCGAUGAUGUGCACACAAUUAAAAAGUCGAGACGUGAAGGUGACGCGGCGGCACCGUAUUUAUCUUUCUCGCAAUGCACCGCCGUCACAGUAAACCACGAGCCCCACCUCUGGCCCUCCUUGGCCUCCGAGCCCAGAUUCAGACAUGCGAGAGCAGCGCAUCACGUUUUUGGUUCCAGCUCGUCACAGCAAAUAGCCAGUGGAAAAACACCACCCAUUUUUUGAGGGCCCGGCUCGGAUGUUCCACUGGGAAAGGGGGGUGUGUGGGGCUGGCUUAACCUCCCCACUGUACGACAACGCACUUUUUUCUCGAUGUGCCCCGUAACAUGAAUGCUACUUGGGGGCAGCAAACCAAGUCCACUGUAAGGAACUAGAGAUGUAAUGUGUACUGUGGAAAUCAAAAUGUUGAUGCUUAAUGUAAUGAUCCUGAAACCAAUUAACUGUAAUUGUCGCAGUGGUUGUGUGGUGUCAAUAUUUGUGUUUGUGCCACGUUUUGAUGUUUAGAAAGUUUCUUCUCGGAUGCGAGUCGAUGCUAAAAAGCACUCUAACCACAUCAGUGAAAACUAAUUGGAUUAAUGAAAAUAAAUGUACAACUGUG
Petromyzon marinus (sea lamprey) is the source of this 3181-nucleotide messenger RNA. It is a transcript of the gene ATP6V1H, whose product is annotated as ATPase H+ transporting V1 subunit H. Gene Ontology annotation, cellular component: lysosomal membrane; vacuolar proton-transporting V-type ATPase, V1 domain. The record is from RefSeq and is a predicted model, not a curated record. Gene Ontology annotation, biological process: proton transmembrane transport. Gene Ontology annotation, molecular function: proton-transporting ATPase activity, rotational mechanism. NCBI's taxonomy places the organism in Eukaryota, Metazoa, Chordata, Hyperoartia, Petromyzontiformes, Petromyzontidae.